This is a messenger RNA of Ylistrum balloti, 4876 nucleotides long. Its product is annotated as receptor-type tyrosine-protein phosphatase eta-like. Gene Ontology annotation, biological process: protein dephosphorylation. Bases 27 to 3323 code for a protein of 1098 amino acids. The record is from RefSeq and is a predicted model, not a curated record. The transcript has 24 exons. NCBI's taxonomy places the organism in Eukaryota, Metazoa, Mollusca, Bivalvia, Pectinida, Pectinidae. Gene Ontology annotation, molecular function: protein tyrosine phosphatase activity; protein binding.
AAUGCAAAAUUAACUGGAUCUAAAAAAUGACGCCAGAGAUGAAGGCCAUCGUGCUGGUCUGCUUCGUCUUGAAGAUAUGUAAUGUGUCCUGCCAGAACGGCACAGCUACGGCCAAUCCAUUACAAGUUAAUCAUGUCCAGUGUAAUUACACGACUCCGAUCACACCGGGUAACCAGACAGCUGCAGACUCGGAAUGUCUAUGUCCUGUCUCGUUCAUUGCAAUAAAAAAUCUAACGUGUGCUGAAGAAACUGACUUGAGGCCAAUGAAUAUAAAGUUUGAAGUCAACGAGAAAACAAUCAAUGUGACAUGGACUUACAAAAGCUUUCCGCCGUGGAAAUUCAGCUCCGAAUUAACAACAAACAUAUAUGGAAACUUGUCCAUGUUCGUCAUAAACCGGACUGAGUUUACCCUACAUUCAUCGCAACCCGGACAAAAAGUCAAUCUAUCAAUAUCUCCAGUCUUAAGUGGCGGUCUGAUAGCAAUUUCUGCAGUUGAAGUGUCUACAAUAUUUAAACCAGCAAAGCCCGGUCUCCUGAUAAAUCCUGUCGGAGGAUACGACGCUCCAAAUACAACAAUACAGUGGAUUAAGUCUGUUGGAUUAGUCGACAAGUACCUGAUAUACAUGACACUGUUAUGUCCAGUCGGAGUACCAGAGAAAUUUCGGUCGAAAACUGCUAGCAUUUCGGUGUUUGGUUUGGAACACGAACGCGAAUACCGCUUGAACAUUACAGCUAUGCGUGGCGAUGUAUCAAGCGAUACAAGGACUACGGAAUUUGCCACUAAUUACAUUGUGCCAGAUCCUCCUGGAAACGUGACAAUACUACAACCAAUAGGUAACACGACAGUCUUUCUAACUAUUGCUCACGAAAGUGAUGUGAAAUGUUCGAAACUGAUUUAUCCAUACAAAUUACGGUUUAAAAGAUACCUUGACCAGAAGUUCACACUACGCAGCGAGGGAUAUUUCUUCACUAACCAGACAAACCAGAGAGUCGAUAACCUUACUCCAGGUGCAGAGUACUUGCUGGAAAUAUUUUCUGAAAAUAAAGAGUUCACGAGCACAGAAAGCCUGAAUCUUACGUUCAGAACAGCGGAAUCGGUUCCAGGAAAGGUCCAAAACGUUACCAUCACAGAUGUUAAUCCGACUUCUUUCAGCGUUAGGUUCGACCGUCCUGAACAUCCAAAUGGGAUGUUAACUGCCUACGUCCUGACUUUAUCCUCAUCGCCGUGCAAAGUCCGAAUCAUGAGCCUCUCGGCCGGUUUCAAUUGUAGCAGUCUGCAGGAACGACAAAAUGGAACGAAAAUGGAUUGUGAAUGUAUAGAGGUGGUCUAUACCCCUUUCCUACAGUUGGAGUUUAAUUAUCUGCUGUCAUACACCACUUACAUACUGACAGUUGAGGCACAUAACUCUGCUGGCGCCGGUGUUGCAGUAACUGGAAACGUCACAACAGCCAUUGGAGCGCCUCACACUCCCGGAGACGUUGAAAUACGUAGCGUCAAAUCGCACGAAGCGACUGUAUAUUGGACGUACGGUUAUCGAACUGGACCAACAGACUUCAGGUUGGAGAUAACAGACGAAGUGUUCCAAUUACCGAAGAAGACCCAAAAGUGCCCAUAUGUAACGUUGAACGACCCAAGUUGUACUGCUGUUGACUUAAAGGCAUACUGGAAAUACAGCGUUCUCGUUAUUGCCAACACAACAACGACUAACUUCAAUUCGUCCAAAUCCAAGACAUUUAUUACUAGUUUCGCAAUUCCUGGAAAGGUUAGGGGGCUUGGCGAAGAAAAGGAGGCUGGAGAUGACUGCACAGAGGACAUAUAUGGUGUAAAAUGGACAGAACCAGAAAUGAAGAACCGAAACGGAAUAAUAGCAAAAUAUAAAAUUGUAUCAUCUCUCGGAAGACAUCGCAAUAUGUAUGAGCGCGAUGAUAGUGCUGAAGAUCGUAUAUACAAGAAUACGAGCAAAACGUUUGUUGCCCUGUUCGAAAAGGCAGGAAACAAGGCUAAGAAGUUCAAUGUGACUGUGGUGGCUGUCAUAGACAGAAAACACAAAUCAGAGCCGACGAUUGUCCAAAUACACAUACCACCAUGCUCUCCUGGACUAUCGAGCAAUGAAGUCGCUGGAGUGAUUGUCCUGGUGUUGAUAUGUGUCAUCGCUAUCAUUAUACUCCUGGUAAUGCUGUACAGAUGGAAAAUGUUCCCAUUUAACAACUCUGGUUCUGCUCAACUGACAAGAGCUUCAACGGGUCCUGGUGUUCAUAUCAGUCGACAUCGACCGUUUGUUUUGGGAAGAAUAAAACAGUUGGUUGACCGAAUGAAGAAAGACAGUGGCCGAUUGUGUCAUCUGGAAUGGGACGACCUGAAUUCACUUAGUCCACAUCAUCCAACUGAAGUAGCACUACUUGCGGCAAAUGCUCGAAAGAAUCGCUACAAUAACAUACUUCCUUUUGAUCGGUCGAGAGUAAAAUUGUGCAGCGGUGGAGAUGAUUAUAUCAAUGCAAACUAUAUCCCAGGUUACAAGUUCGAGAGAGAAUACAUAGCUUGCCAAGGACCUCUUCCAAAUACUACAGUGGAUUUUUGGCAAAUGGUUUGGGAACAAGAUGUACCUAUAAUUGUGAUGCUUACCAGAUGCAAUGAAGGCGAUGUUAUCAAAUGUGAACAGUAUUGGCCAGAGGAUCUACAUGACUCAGUGACAUAUGGAAAAGUUGAGGUAACACGAACAGUGUCAGAGGGCAACAACGAGUACGUCUACUCCGAGUUUAACCUCACAUCGGCUGAUCACGAGAAAUCGGUCAAGCAUUUUCAUUUCCUAGAAUGGCCUGAUUUUGGUGCUGAAUUGGAUUUCAACGUGUUCCUGGAAUUUCUUUUCAGGGUUAAGAGUGAAAUUCACGAUGACCUUGGAGGCCCCAUCAUAGUACACUGCAGUGCUGGAGUUGGAAGGACAGGAACAUAUCUCGUACUUGAUUACCUCACAGAAUUUCUCAAGACCCACAAUCUUUCACAGGAGUUUGAUAUAUUUCAAUGCGUUCUAAACAUAAGACAGCACAGAACUAAGAUGGUGCAGGCAAGGGAGCAGUACCUGUUCAUUCACGAGUGUCUUCAGGAGCUGGUGAGACGUCAGAUGACGCUAGAAAACCUAAACGGUGAUGGACUUCAGAUGCCGAGCGAACAGGAAUAUAGUGAUCAACUCUUUGGUGCGUCUAACGGCUCGAUUGAUUCGUGUCAUCCUGAAAACAAGCUUAUGAUAGAGGAAGGCGACUGCAAAGAUGGCGACAACGGCAACGUUGUGGCAUACGACAACCCAAGCAUGACGACAGAAUUGUGAUAACGUUGAAUCAUACUCUCUUAUUCUGUGUGUAUUCAUAUCAGAGUACGAACUGUAUUCAUAUCAUUAAUACGCAUGUUAAUACACAUGGAUUUAACGUGUUAUACAUAGUAAAUUUGCCAACACCUCAUUUAUUUGUAAGGAUGUGGUCAUGCAUCGGAAAGCUGAUCUCAAGCUGGUGCAACGCCAAAUGUAAUAGUGUAAUACUGUUAACAUCACCUUAUCGAUCAAAAAUUCAAACUUUCAGACAAUUUUUUAUAAAUUCGCAUGUGAAAUGAAAAGCAAAUUUAAGAUAAAGUUGUGGUAACGCCCAUCAUACCAAAACCCUCGUGCGCACAUUAAGCUUACAUUGUUCGCACAUCGUCCACACACAUGCAAUAUACAGUAUCUAGCGCACAACUGUGCGAUAGGAUCGCACAUUUUGCGCAGUAUGGCAAAAUUUGUUGGCUUAUAUUACAGACGGAAAACUCGUGUACAUAUUACUAAAAAUAUACCACAGGCACAUUUAAUAUUGAUCGUAGAUUAUUAGUCGUUUUUGAUUUGACAUUUUUUCGAAAAAAAAAAUAACAAAAAACACUUAACUCGUUAAAGUUUAUAGCAUACAAUUUCACCCCUCAGAGAGUGUCGAGUGCUGUGCCUCGGGCAAUAAAAAUGCCUGUAUACAGCUGUAUACGUGACAGAUCCAUAUCGGCUAGGCCUCCCGUGUAACAUUUUAAAUUUACUUGCAAAAGGAUAGAAAAUAAAAGCGAUGCAGAGCGAAUGAAAAUGCAAUUUCCUUUCUGACGGUUUGAGAUGCGAGAUGUUUCAUUGUCGAGACGAAAAGAGAUGUCCAUUUAAUGAUUGCAUAUAUUAUGAGUGUACACUGAGUGGUUAAAUGGGUCACUUUGUAAAUUCUUGAACUCUUAAUUACGAGUGUAUAUAAUUAUUCAGUCUGUAUUUGAUAGAUUCACAUGUGCCUAGUCUAUAGAUGUAUGACUUAAUUCGGAAGUACAAUCAGUACUCUUAUAUUUAUAGAAAUUGAAUUAACCCUAUCCAACACUUAAUUGUAUUAUCAGAAGUCAUUUCCAAAAUUACAUUUACUACGACAGAAUCACACACUAUGCGAACAGUUGUGUGAUAGCUUCAUAUUUCGUCCAGUUUUCCCAUCGUGUGCACACCGUGCAGACAUAGUGCGCUCCCCAAGACGAACUUUUAUCAAAUAAGUCAGAAAAGAUACAUUGACAUAUUUCAAAGUUAAUAUUUAGAGGAUUAAUUCAAACCGACACCAUUGUCUUUGCCCAUUUUAUUAUGACAUUUUAGUCGAUUAUGACCGGCGCACCCAAUGAAAAAUCUACCAGGUUUUAUUACACUAGUAUCAUAAACAAAUAUAUUUCUUGAGCGAUUGCACUAGAUAUCAGACCGAAUAAGUGAUAAAUGUAUAUAUAUAUAUGAUGUCAAUUGAAACAGAAAUAUUUUUUCAUGUCUUUGUUUGUAGAUAUAUUAAGCAUGAACAUGUAAUUCAUGUAGGUCAUUACAUGCAUUUUAUAGUUAUAAUAAUAACAUUGUUAUGUUCC